This is a messenger RNA of Dermacentor silvarum, 2652 nucleotides long. RefSeq lists its product as uncharacterized. The record is from RefSeq and is a predicted model, not a curated record. Gene Ontology annotation, biological process: transmembrane transport. The transcript is spliced from 8 exons. Bases 575 to 2515 code for a protein of 646 amino acids. NCBI's taxonomy places the organism in Eukaryota, Metazoa, Arthropoda, Arachnida, Ixodida, Ixodidae. Gene Ontology annotation, molecular function: monocarboxylic acid transmembrane transporter activity.
GGUGGCGGGCCGUGGAAACGGCGCUCUGCUUCUGUGAUCUUUAUUUCUUUCUGUUUUCGUUUGCGGAUCACGCGCUUUCCCUGACUCGCAGAAAGUUGACAUCCGAGAGCGAAGGCGUCAAAACGCCACGCUUGCCGAAGCAAGGCAGUUGACUCGACGGCGGGUGAAUGUCGCAAGCGGCGGUGCUUUGUAGAUGCGAGGCCAUCGUCGGCGAACCAAACGUGCAGAGAAAGAUCUCGCGUGCAGUGCAAGAAAGCCCAGUUUGUUCCUCAACCAAAAGCGUCUUCCUCCGGAUUUUAUAUCCCCCUCUAUGCAACGUCGCCGCUGUGGAAAGCUCGCGUUUCCUCCCGAAAUGAGAAAUGAGUGCGCGCUUCGUUGCGUGGCGCGGAAGCCAAGGUCGCGCUCUCAUCGGAUCGUGAAAUCUCCGGCUCGUUGCAUGAAGACGUCGUAAUUGGAGGGCACCACAAGAACGCUCGGCCCGCAUGACUACGCAAGCAGACUAAGACGAUGACGGCCAGCUGUCACCCCUAGAAACUUGUUGCAUCGGAGACCCGUGCGCGGGCAAGCUAUAGGCAUGGAGGGAAGCCAGGAGUGUCAGCAGCUGCGACAGCCUCCGCAGCAGCGCGAGCGGCAAAGGCGGCCGCCGCCGGCGGGACCGGACGGUCCGCGGUCCUGGCUGGUGGCUGUCGCCUGCGGGUGGAACCUGCUCUGGAGCAGUCUCGUUCGUCGCUCCUCGGGAGUCAUCUACGUGGCCUUGGUGCGCGCGUUCGGCGCCACACGUGAACAGAGCAGCUGGGUGCUCAGCGUCGGCACCAGCAUCGCCUGGCUGAUCGGUCCCCUCGUCGGCUUCCUCACGAAGCAUGUACCGCUGAUGGCGUUGUCUUUCACGGGAAGCCUCGUGACGGCCGUGAGCGCGAUAGGCUGCGCCUUCGCUGGGGACAUGACGGCCGUCUUCCUGCUGCUUGGAAUCUGCAGCGGUAUCGGCAACGGCAUCGGGAUGCCUACUAACGACGUGAUCAUCGGCAAGUACUUCAAGCGAUAUCGAGGCUCGGGCAACGGCAUCUACUACACGGGUGGCACAUUGGCCGGGUUCGCUUUCCCACCGAUCCUGCACCUCCUGUUGCAGGAGUACGGCUUCAUGGGCGCCUUCCUCAUUACGGGAGGUCUUAUGCUCAACGCCCUAUCAGCGUGCAUCAUGUUCAAGGUGCCUCCCUGGGAGGCAUCGAAAUCCACGCGCACGAAGAUCUCGCCCGCGACAGCUGCAGCUAACACAUCCGGCGACAGAGAGCAGCGGCGAGGAUCAGCAGCGAAUCUGGAGCGUUCGGAACGAGUGGCGACGAUUAAUGGUACCUACAAAGCCGUAAUCGAAGCCGGCGCGUCCGCCGACGCAGAACUGCACGGCACCAAGCUCAAAGACGUGCAAUCGAAACCUUCGCUCAAGAGCACGUCGAUUUUACAAAGCUGCGAGGAUUUCGCUUCUUACGCCAACGGGUCUUCACCCGACAACGGAGCGGACAUCGUCGGCGUGUCUACCCGCGAAAUCUCCGACGGGCGGCCUUCAGCUGUCGCAAACGGCAAAACGACCACGUACGAGUUUCCUCCCUGUCCUAAACCUAUACAGUUCGGGCGCAUUUCCUUCCGCUUCCUCAAGAGAAAACAAAGCGGCGACGGCGACACUCCUUCGUACUCGAGCUUGGACGGCGCCUACAACAUUCAACAUGGCGAAACCGGUAGCACUCGCAACAAUAGUGCCGUCGCACCUCCGUGGUCUGUGUCCGAACCAGAAGUCGUCGUCGUCAGCGGAUGUCCCGAAGUCGUCGCCGUCGACGCUGCGGUCAAAGGCCUCUGUCGCCAGACGUCGGCCGGACCAAACGCACUGCAGGCCAACGGCGAUGGCGGGGACUCGUCGCACUGGAGCUUCCUCCGGGCGCCCGUCUUCUACAUGGUGGCCGUGACGUGCGCCUUCUCGGUCUACACGCUGCUGGUUCUGAUGAUCCUCGUCGACUUCGCGGUCGAGAAGGGCUUCACGCGCCGCGACGGCGCAGUGUUUCUCUCGGUGUCCGCCAUCGGCGACGCCUGCGCCCGGCUCGUGGCCGGCGCGCUGUCGGACCGGGCCUUCUGCGACCGGCGCGUGCUGAUGAGCGCCAACGCGAUGCUCACGGGCGCGCUGUGCGCCUCGCUGCCCACCAUGCGACCUGACCGCUACGCGGUGACAGUGCUCAUGUGCGCGGUGUUGGGCUGCACCAGUGGCACUGUGGCCGUGCUGUUCGUGCCCGUGCUCGCCGACCAGCUGGGAGUGGAGAACUUGGGACUUUCGUCGGGCGUCACCCGGUUCGUGAUGGGCCUCGCUUACCUGGUGUGCCCCAAGAUCACCGGUUACUUCAAGGACGAAAUCGGGUCAUACGAUGGACUACUCUACAUAAUCAGCAUUGGCUCUGUCUUCGUCUGUUUAAUGUGGACAACGGAUUUCAUCUAUAGACUCAUCAAAAGACGUCCGACGACUAGUGCGUCUUGACGUAGCAUGCUUCACGUAGCAUGCCAGCGGCGUGGCUCCGCGCUUCUCGCUGUCGCAGCGCGCUGGCUGACGCCCGGUGACGUAAGCAGAACGUCACUUCGAGGGGCGCGGCUUUGCGCUCACUGCAGCCCCCCCCC